UUUGUUAGCAGCGCUGCAAGGUUAGACCGUUAGUGCUGUUGUGAUGGAGGAAGAAUGAAAGUUUGCUCACGCUGCUCUUGUUUUGGUUUGCAUCGUGUUUCACUUUAGCUAGCCGAUUAGCUUACUGAAGCCCAGCCAUGUCUGCCAUGUGGCGGCGGCUGCAGGUGAAGGUGGGGCCGGCUCGUGGAUUACUCACCUCCACACAGGUUACACGUCGAUCCACAUGGCUGAACGGACAUCUGUCUCUGUGUCAAAGCUUUAGCACAGGCACAUCUCUACGAAAUGACUUCUUCAAAGAUCUGGAGACCCAUAUGGAAGCUAUGCGGAAGAAGGCGAUGGACGCGCUUCCAGGGAGCAGCUGGACUCCUCUGGAAAUCAACCCCAACCUUCCUCCAGAGAGGGCGGAUAUCGUGAUCGUCGGAGGCGGGGUGAUGGGCUGGUCCAUCGCCUACUGGCUGAAACAGAAGGAGAUGGUGCGCGGAGGGGUGCGGGUCCUGGUUGUGGAGAAGGACCCAACGUACUCCCAGGCCUCCACAGUGCUAUCUGCUGGGGGGAUCCGACAGCAGUUCUCCCUGCCGGAGAACAUCCACCUCUCCCUGGCCUCUGCCGACUUCAUGAGGAACAUCAAUGAGCAUCUCGGUGUGUUGAACGAAGACCCCAUAGACCUGCAGUUUAACCACUCGGGAUACCUCUUCCUGGCCAGUGAGGCGGUGGCUCACAUCAUGGAGGAGAAUUACAGCACCCAAAGGUACGCUGGAGCCAAAGUGUUUCUUCUGUCUCCGACACAACUGAAGGAGAAGUUUCCGUGGGUAAACACAGAGGGUGUGGUUCUUGCUUCAUACGGGCUGGAGAAUGAGGGCUGGUUUGACCCAUGGACUCUGCUGAACGCCUUUAAGAGGAAGGCCAUCUCCAUGGGAGCCAUUCAGUGCUGUGGGGAAGUCACAGAAUUUAAAUAUACGACAAGCGUGAUAACGACAACUGAUGGAGAAAAGCUGGAUCUGAGGAGAAUAAAGUCAGUCAAAGUGCAGAUGCCAAACAGCCUGGAGUACCAGCCAGUGGAGUGCGCUAUUGUGGUGAAUGCAGCAGGAGCCUUUUCUGGUAAACUGACCGAGAUGCUGGGAAUUGGCUUUGGCCCCAAGCAGUCCAUCGCUGCAAUCCCACUGCCUGUUGAGCCACGGAAAAGGUAUGUGUAUGUGGUCCGCUGUCCUGAUGGUCCCGGUCUAGACACUCCUUUCUUAAUCGAUUACUCAGGAGUUUACGUCAGGAGAGAGGGGUUAGGUGGGAACUACAUCACCGGGGCCUCGCCAGAGGAGGCGGCAGAGCCAGACGCCAGUGAUCUAGAGGUGGACCACAGUUUCUUUCAGGAGAAUGUCUGGCCUCAUUUGGCCUUUCGAGUUCCUGCUUUCGAGAAACUUAAGGUGACCAGUGCCUGGGCAGGUUUCUAUGACUACAACACCUUUGACCAGAACGCCAUCAUCGGUACGCACCCCCUGAUCAACAACAUGUACUUCGCCACGGGCUUCAGCGGCCAUGGCCUGCAGCACUCGCCUGCGGUGGGUCGCGCUGUGGCGGAGCUGAUUCUGGACGGAAACUAUAAAACGCUGGACCUGAGCAGCUUCAGUUUCAACCGGAUUCUGACGCAGGAACCAAAGCUGGAGAGGAACAUCGUGUAGCUGAGCCGAACCCUGAUAUCAUGUCUUUCACAUCCUGCCGAAGCCAAAUUAUUAUAACCUAAGUCUUAUUUUUGUAGCUGCAAACAUAACUUUAAUGACACAAAUUGAUUUAUAAGAUCUGGGUAGUAUAAUUUCUACAAUCCAGAUAAGCAAAAGCAAAACCUGAGUGAUUUAAGAAAAGGCCCGAAUACGGCACAUUUCCAGUCUUCAGGAGCUGCGGGAAUAAUGUCUCCUGACCAUUUGGGACUGCAAAGAGGUCAGAGUGGGCAGAUGUCUCAGGUUAUUAUUAGACAUCCUGCCAGGUAGUGACAAAAUAAUGAAAGGGCCUUUUAAAAGAUUCGUCUUUAAAGUUUUUAACACAGUUCUCACAACAGCAGGUUCAGAGAACAUUUAUUUGGUUCUUUAAAUAAGGUUUUUCAUAGUGUGAUCUCUCUGAUGUGUCACUGAAAGACAUAAAUGAGUCCCGUAUCUUAAAGGUAUUUAUAUGUUGCUUUUUCUGAUGUGUAGCUGACGUGUGAUUUAGUUAUUAAAAUUAAAUUAUUUGGCUGUCACAGCCUCAAAUCUUCACUACACAAUUAUCACAGCCAAAUGGUGAUGAUAGCUGAUAUUGUUAAUCAAUUUUACAACUUUCUGUUGUAGUUUUAUAAUCUGAUAAUAAGGAAAAAAUGUAUGUAUUAGUCAUCCCACUUUUUCAAUUUUAAAAAUUACAACAACAAAAAACAAAUAAAUUAGGGUAUUAAUGGAUGUUACCAAAAAUAAUGAGUCAGUAUGCCCUAAAUUUUACUUUUUCAGCCUGGAUUUUGAUACAUUUCUUUAUUAUAUUUAAAGAUUUUGAAUUUUUUCCAAUUCUCAGGCACAGAAAUUUUCAGAAAACACUAUUUAAGAUCUUAAAGACAUUAAACACAAAAAAGGCAAACAGUAAAACUGUUGCUCAGACUAUGUUAUAAACCAUAAUAGUAAAAGUGUCAUAUUUAAUAUAACAACCCUGGAAAUGACUUCCUACAAGAUUUUGUUUCAGAAUCAGAGCACCUACUCUGCUCGGGGUCUUUUAUUUUGAAACUGACUGGCUCCUCUGUGCAUUUCAAUUUGGUAAACUAUCAAGCGUUGAAUUGAGUGGGCACCGUCAGCCAGCAGCUGACUCACUCCUGAUACAGAGUAACAGGAAUAACUUCUGCUUUCCAGAUUUCCAGAUUUCCACUGAACUCGGCUGUUUGGUACCGUUACGCAGUCGGAACGUGCAAAUUUAGAGUGAAACAUCAUCAGAUGCAUAUGUGCUGUCCCAUGCAACGGUUUAACUGUGGUACUUUUAACAGCUUUGUGUACUUUUUGUGUAUUUUUCUAAUUUGAUCAAUAUACUGUAAUUGUGUUGUAUUGAUCAGUGUAAUUACAUUUUUAUCAGUAAGACAAUUUUUCAAGAAAAAUGUGGAGUUGUUGCCUGACUUCCUGUUUCCUUCAUUUGUUGCCGCUGCUCCUCUUUUAAAUCUCCAGAAGGGAUAGGCAUAAAAACGGUGCAGUGACUCAUUUAAGUUUAGAAAGAAGAAAAGCUAAUUUUCCAAAUAACUAAUUAGUGACAGGAUCAUCGGAUUAUCCUGUGUAAGCUGAACUUUGCAGCUUCCAUGUCUUAAAAAACAUCAUUAAAAAAAUGUCUUUGACAAUCAUCUGCUUACUGAAAGUGAAAAACUAUAUCUGUCAUACACUUAAAUGUGUAAACAUAUAUAAGGUGGUGUUAUCUGCUUUCUCUCAGUAUGAUUUACUGUCAGAAUGUUUACUCUGUAUUGAAUUUGUGUGAUUAAAGGCUGCACAGCA
Messenger RNA from Pundamilia nyererei, 3479 nucleotides. RefSeq names its product FAD-dependent oxidoreductase domain containing 1 (gene foxred1). The record is from RefSeq and is a predicted model, not a curated record. Gene Ontology annotation, biological process: mitochondrial respiratory chain complex I assembly. NCBI's taxonomy places the organism in Eukaryota, Metazoa, Chordata, Actinopteri, Cichliformes, Cichlidae. The transcript has 11 exons. Gene Ontology annotation, cellular component: cytoplasm. Bases 138 to 1673 code for a protein of 511 amino acids.